AAAGAGCGCUACGCAUGCGCAGUAGCCGCGAAACGCUGGACUAUAUAAUGCUUGGCGCCAUCCAUCCAUUCAUUCGCACUGAACACUGCGGAGAAAAGCACACCAUUUGUUUAGAAGAUGUCAAGACGCAGUAGUCGCAACACAUUACAAGAAAGAAACGAAAAUGCACCAGAACAAAAUAAACCGCAGAUAAAAAGAAAAAGCGAGCAGUGCAAUAGAAGAGUCCCGUCAACAGCUAAGAAACAACACUAUGAAAUUCAGAACCGGUGUUUUGAAGGUGAUCUUAGUCCCAGUGUGUUAAUCGAGACUCCUCAGAAAGAGGUUCAUCAGGAGACCGGUAAUCUUUCUGGUUUCAAGCGCUUCAGAUUCAAGAACCUCUUUGUGAAACCCUCUCCGCUGCCAUGCCUCAGUUGGGCCAGUUCAGAUGAUGUGUGGAUAAAGAUGCUAAACAAGGAGCUGAAGUAUGUACAUGACAAGGGCUUUAUCCAGCAGCAUCCGUCCCUGCAGCCCAAAAUGAGGUCCAUUCUGCUGGACUGGCUCAUAGAGGUCAGUGAAGUUUAUACUCUCCACCGGGAGACAUUUUACUUGUCUCAGGACAUCUUUGAUCGCUUCAUGCUCACUCAAAAAGACAUCGGCAAAGAUCAGCUGCAGCUCAUUGGCAUAACGUCACUCUUCAUUGCCUCAAAGAUAGAGGAGAUUUACCCGCCAAAGCUCCAGGAGUUUGCUUAUGUGACGGACGGAGCCUGCAACGAGGAGCAGAUUCUUGCUAAAGAGCUUGUGAUAUUGAAGGCGUUGAAGUGGGAGCUCUGUCCUGAGACCGUCAUCUCAUGGUUGAAGCUCUACUCCCAAGUGGACUCUUCGAAGGACGAUGCUAAUUUCCUCAUUCCUCAGUUCUCGCAGGAAAUCUACAUCCAAAUCACACAGUUGUUGGAUCUUUGCAUUUUGGACAUUAAUUGUUUGGAUUACCAGUAUGGAGUCCUCGCUGCUGCUGCGUUUUGUCACUUUACUUCUUUUGAAACGGUCCAUAAAGUAUCAGGGCUCACAUGGGACAGCAUAUCAAGCUGUGUGCGGUGGAUGAACCCAUUUGCACGGGCGGUACGUGAAUGGCCCAGACCACAGCUGAAGGACUUCAAAAAGGUGGCGGCAGAAGGUCGACACAACAUGCAGACCCACGUGGACUACCUGGCCAUGCUGAGUGAAGCACAUGAUCGGCAGCAGGACAGCUUGGACCGGAUGUCUCCGUUGGCUGUAGCUGGAAUACUGACCCCUCCUAAAAGCACUGAGAAACCUGCUAACGCCUGACGUGUUUGAAGAGAACCUGCUAUUGCUAGUCUUUAUGUAAUGCCAUCACAGCACAACACACCCAGAGACUUGCAGCUGUGUGCGGUAUUUUAUUAUUAUUAUUUUUUUUUUUUUGGGGUGGGGGUUGAAUCCAGGCUGAGAUGCUGAAACAAACAAACCAGAUGUUCAGUUGUUGUGUGAAAUUGAGGGAGAACCUAAGUUUGGUUUCCCAGAGCAGUAUUUGAAGCACUCAAAAGUGCCUUCCAUCGAAGAAUGGAUUAAUAUCCAUUUUCUGAAGCUAGAAAUGAAAGGUUAAUGAUCUCAGACUGAACCUGCUUAAGAGCUUCUGGCUAUGUUGCCAGUUCAGUACAGAUGCUGCUGCUGCUUCAUGGAUCAUAUGUUACUAUUUUAUGUUAUGUAAAUACAAUUGAAUUUUAUUGUGAGUGUGUGUGUGUGUGUGUGAUGUGAAACGUAUGUUCUGAAUUUUGGCGUUAAUGUGGUCCGAUGCCAACCCAGAGGUGCUAACUGUGCUUGUUAAACAGGACGAGCCUGUACUACCAGCAGAAUCAGUUAUUGGCUUAUUUUCUUAAACCUUGUUUUCAUUCUCAAGAUACUCCUGUAAGACUUGACUGUUUUCACCCCUCAGAAGUGAAUUUACCAAACUGAAUUUAAGCAACCUGCGUAUUUAUUUCGUAUAGAUAGAUUUUUCAUUUUAAUAUUUGAAUUUCCUCAAUUGUGUUCCUCAAUGCCAAAGGCAUAUUUAAUAAUUUGAGGUGCUUGCUAUUUAUGAAUUUAAUGCCUUUUGUUUGUAGCAUAGCUUGAAUUAAAUUUGGCCUGGAAUUGAGCCAGUCAUGUUAGCUUCAUUGUUGAUUUAAGAACAGUGUAAAAAUGUACUAUGAAUUGUACAUAAGAUGUAUAUGUGUACAAAUAACAAUUUCAAGACUAAUGUGUAAUUUCCAAUGUGAAGUUAUUAAAAAGUGAAACGAGU
Messenger RNA from Onychostoma macrolepis, 2269 nucleotides. RefSeq names its product cyclin E2 (gene ccne2). The transcript has 11 exons. Lineage: Eukaryota; Metazoa; Chordata; Actinopteri; Cypriniformes; Cyprinidae. Gene Ontology annotation, cellular component: cyclin E2-CDK2 complex; nucleus; cytoplasm. The coding region runs from base 118 to 1302 and encodes 394 amino acids. Gene Ontology annotation, molecular function: cyclin-dependent protein serine/threonine kinase regulator activity. The record is from RefSeq and is a predicted model, not a curated record. Gene Ontology annotation, biological process: G1/S transition of mitotic cell cycle; regulation of cyclin-dependent protein serine/threonine kinase activity.